AUGUCUAUGAUCACAGCAACAGCGUGGGUCCCUCGAGGCUUUGCAGCGCCUUUUCCAACCAAAUAUACCUUCGAUGAAGAAGAGUUUCAGCGAAUUGCCGAUCUCGCAAAGUUACAAUUAGAUGAUGCGAACGAGGAUUUGGAGGAAGCGCAAAACACUGCAGAUAAUGGCGCGGAUCCAGAUGCGAUGGUAGAUGAUGAAGGCUCAGAUGACGAAGCCGAUUCGAAGGCAUUGAAAUCAAAAGGUGACGAGGAUGAUGAUUUAAAGGAAUACGAUUUGGAGCAUUAUGAUGAAGACGUUAAAGAAGACAAUGCUGGUGGUGAGGGAAUGGCUAUGUUUGGAAAUGUGAAAUCACUUGCAUAUCACGAAUCGAACGAAGAGGAUCCAUAUAUUACGAUGGCAGGAAACGCCGAGGAUGAAGAUGAGGACAGGGAAGAACUUCAAAUAUUGGCAACAGACAAUAUGCUGCUGGCGGCCAAGAUUGAGGAUGAAGUUGCACAUCUCGAAGUAUACGUUUACGAAGAUGGCGCUGAUAACCUUUACGUACAUCACGACAUCAUGUUACCGGCGAUACCUCUUUGCGUGGAAUGGCUCGACCUGCCUGUUGGAAAACCAAGUGUGGAUAAGGACUCGAGGGCAAAUUUCGUCGCAGUAGGAACAUUUGACCCAGAUAUUGAGAUUUGGGAUUUAGAUACGGUCGAUUGUAUGUAUCCCAAUGCUAUAUUGGGACAAGGCGGACAGCAUAAGGAUGCAGACGGAGGGGCCAAGAAAAAGAAGAAGAACAAGAAGUCGAAGAAGACCAAUGACGAAUUUCACGUGGACGCAGUUCUUUCGUUAGCUGCCAACAGACAUCACCGAAAUUUACUGGCCUCUUCAUCCGCCGACAAGACUGUCAAACUCUGGGAUUUAAAUACUACCACAUGUGCAAAGUCAUACACACAUCAUACAGACAAAGUAUGUUCGUUAGCAUGGCAUCCAAAGGAAUCUACCGUUCUGCUGAGUGGUAGUUACGAUAGAACAGUCGUAGCUGCGGAUAUGAGAGCGCCAGACGCGAAAGCACCAAGAUGGGGAGUCGAAAGUGAUGUCGAGAAUGUUCGAUGGGAUCCUCAUGACCCGAAUUACUUCUACGUCUCAACCGAGAGUGGUGUUAUUCAUUUCCACGAUAUCCGAAACGCUCCAGCAACCCCCAGUGCCACGAAACCAGUAUGGAUGCUCCAAGCACAUGAUGAUUCUGUUUCUUCCUUCGAUAUAAACCCUACCAUUCCAGGAUUCUUGGCUACCGGAUCAGGAGACAGACAAGUUAAGCUUUGGAACAUACAACCCACCGGACCUACUAUGGUAGUAUCUCGAGACUUGGAUGUUGGAAAGGUUUUCUCAACAACCUUUGCACCAGACGAAGAAGUGAGUUUCAGACUCGCAGUAGCCGGUAGCAAAGGAAUCGUCCAAGUCUGGGACUGCAGUACCAACCCCGGUGUACGACGUGCAUUUUCCGAUCGAGUGGCACCCGUUGAAGGAGAAAUUAAGGAGAGGUUAGUAGGUGUACAGAAUGAUAGCGAGUCUGAGAGUGACGAUGAAGAGCUCGAAGAUGGGGAUGGAGCUGAGGUUGAAUCUAUGGAUGAGGAUGCUUAA
Molecule: messenger RNA, 1629 nt
Organism: Sclerotinia borealis F-4128
Lineage: Eukaryota; Fungi; Ascomycota; Leotiomycetes; Helotiales; Sclerotiniaceae
Source: the annotation of a GenBank genome assembly